Micropterus dolomieu (smallmouth bass) is the source of this 4041-nucleotide messenger RNA. It is a transcript of the gene retreg2, whose product is annotated as reticulophagy regulator family member 2. The coding region runs from base 58 to 1824 and encodes 588 amino acids. The transcript has 9 exons. NCBI's taxonomy places the organism in Eukaryota, Metazoa, Chordata, Actinopteri, Centrarchiformes, Centrarchidae. The record is from RefSeq and is a predicted model, not a curated record.
GUUGGUCUUUCCAUAUACCCCGUGAUACCCAAAACAACAUAACAAAGUGGGGGAAACAUGGCGAGCGAAGAGGAGGCAAGAAGACGCCCCUCCGUUACCUCGUCUUCGGUCGGCCUCGAGUCUCUGUUCCCUGCAGGGACGUCGGAGCAGGCCUGCGGGGACGCAAACCCGGAUCUCGUUCGCCUGCGGGAGCGGCUUCAGGGUUGGCUAUCGCAGUAUGAGCCCCUACUUCUGUGGGUGCAGAGGCUGCUGGUCUGGGAGAGGCCGUUGUACAGCAUCACUGUCGCUCUGACACUCAACACAUUAUUCUGGCUCCUGUCAUCAACUUCCCUGCGGCCUCUGUUCCUGUUGAGUGUGUCCCUGCUGGGACUAAUGCUACUGGAGAGAUGGAAGUCCAAGUUGCCCAUCAUUACUGUUCAACACGCAGAGGCUCAAACUGUACAAAGUGAAACAAUGAGCGGGGAGCAGCGUCUGCUCAGUAUUCCUGAGCUCAGCCACCACCUUGCGGAGAGCUACCUGACCUGCUGCCUGUACCUGCAGGAGAUGCUGCAGUACAAAAGACAGAACCAUGGCAAGUUCUGUGUGAUGAUGUGCAGUGGCUGUUUUGUACUUGCCAUGGUUGGACAUUAUGUACCAGGAAUCAUGAUCUCUUAUAUUAUAGUCCUGAGCGUGCUGUUGUGGCCGUUAGUGGUGUACCACGAACUGAUCCAGAGGAUGUACACAGGCUUGGAGCCAAUCCUGAUGAAACUGGACUACAGCAUGAAAGGAGAUACAGAGCACCGCAAGCACGACAAAAGGAAGGUGAAGAAGGAGGUGGAGGAAGGGGACGAGCCAAGAGCUGAAACAGAGAGUGACAGUGAGGAAGAGCUGUCUUGUUUCGCCCCGACGGUGGAUGUGAAGACCACAGCCCUGGCGAUGGCCAUCACAGACUCAGAGUUGUCGGAUGAGGAGGCAUCCAUCUUGGAGAGUGGUGGGUUCUCCGUGUCCAGAGCCACCACUCCUCAACUCACUGACGUCUCUGAAGACCUAGACCAGCAGAGUUUACACAGCGACCCAGAGGAGUCCUACCUGCGGGAUCUCCCUGAGUUCCCCUCAGUUGAGGAGUUUCCAUCCAUUGAGCACAACCUGCUCCACUUCCCUCUGCGAGGCCCCGGCCAGGGUGACGGAGCCCGGGCUGGUGCUCAAUCAGAGGGGGAACCAUUGAGCCCCGCCAGCCUCCUUAUCCAGCACCUAGCCUCUCCGCUCCACUUCGUGAACACACACUUCAACGGACAUGGACGACCACCUGGGGGGGAGGAGGGCUUGUUGCCUGCGGCAGGCACAGGGGAGGAAGGGGGGCAGCAGGAGGCAGAGGAGAAGGAAGCUGCAGUGACCCAGGGUGCACAGCGGUCCUUGGAGGCCUUGAGCAAGGAGAUAGUGAGCACAGCCAUCUCCACUGUGGUGCAGAACACUCUGUCAGCCCUGCUGCGCUCCAGUGAGGCCAGCGAGGAGCCCGCCCUGGCUGAGUUUCUUCCCACUGAAAUCCCACUGGGUGCCCUAGAGACCUCCGCCCAACCCACCGACACCACUGCUAACACUACAAUUUCUACAACAGGGGCGCUGGGGACUGAUGAGGACCCGGAUAAGGUGAUGGCGACAGAAAGCGGCGCCAGCGAGGAGAUGCCUGAUGACACACUAGUACCGACCGAGGAAGAGGACUUUGAGCUUCUGGACCAAAGUGAACUGGAGCAGUUGGAUGAGGGGCUGGACCUCAGCUCUGACAGACAGGUGGUGGGAGGAGCUCCAGAGACACCUUCAUCUCCCCAGCAUCAACCACAGUCAUAGCUUCCCGGUUACCUCCCCCUACCCCCACCUCCAAAUGUUAUGUUUUUAUUUGUACGUUAGAGCUAAAUUAUAUCCCUACAUACUGCUAUAUACAAAACAUUUAUCAAAGAGUUUGGCGUUUAAUACCGUUGGUUGGUGUGUUGGUUGUGUGGCAGAUUGGUGAGAUUACUCGGUGCGCUCUGCUUUCGUAGCCUGUCAUUACAGGAGGUCUGUUCAGCCUCGUCAUAUUAUCGGGAUCAUCAGCUACUAUCAAGUGGCAUUUAUUCAUAAUGACACAGCUUUGACCUGUGCAGGUAACUAUAACAGAAAUCAUCAAUAAUGCAUUUACAGUAAUGCUUUAUGUCCUACAGUCUGCUGGCCCCGAUAGUGUCAUGUUCAGUGAGAGCAGGUUCAGGGCCGACCUGGCUUAACAGUCAUAGAGACAUCAUUAUUGUCAGGGGUUGUGAAGCGUUGUUAGAUAUGUUUUUGCUUUAUCAUGUAGCAUUGACGUUGGCAAGCAUAUUUCUUAUAGCGUAGUGACAACCCUGCCCAUGUUCAGUCUCAUGUCACAAUAAUGAUGCCUUUAUUUUCUUCUUCAGCUAGGACCUUAACCCUUCCACCUUGUUCAGCAGAUGUUUAUCUAGUUGGUGUUAUGAAGAGUUGAAAUGUUGGAUUAUAUAACUAUUAAUAUAUGCCAUAAAUUAUUUAAUUUAACUGUCAGUUGAUAAAACUUUAUUGUCGAGAUGAGGCGGAGUUUAAAAGUAAAUGUAAUCCCUUCAGUUGCCCAUAAUGAUUGUAAAAUUGUUUUAAUGAUGACACCGUAGAGCUACAGGUUUAAAAUGUGUAUUCCCAGAGUUAGACUUAGUAAAACAAUAGUAUUAUCCUUCACUUUAUCCUUAUCUCCAAGGUCUUCAAGGUUACAGUUUUGACAGAAGCAUUCAGUCAUUAGUGGUCUUUCACUUGUUGCCUGGAAAUGGAAACUUAAUCUUUGACAUUGUUGGAUGUUGACAGGUAGUAGAUCUUCACCCAUACACGUAAGUGACUUUGGUGUGGCAAGAUAAACAAAAAUGUUCCUGACUUUCCUCCCUGUGGUUAAUGCCUCAUUUUUAUUAAAAUUUGUUAAUAGACUUUAAUUACAUACAUCCAUAUGUAAUUGGUCCAUAUGUAGAUCUACAACUUUGUUGAAAAUCACAGGCUUCUUGAGAGAGAGGCCCAUCUAUACCCAACUAUUUGUACGUGUAUAGUCGUCACUGGGAUAUGUAUAUCUACCAAAUAACCUCCUUUGUGCCACGGCAGGUCCAUGCAUGCCAUGCAUCACGCAUGUAUUUACCAUGAUCAAUAUUUGAGGUCAAUUUUCAAAAGAGUGUUACUUUUACUGGAGCUUCAUUUUUCCUGUUUUUGGAGGGACAUUAGUUAAAUUAAACAUUAUGUAUCUGGCCGUUGCAGGGAAUUUAAGGAAAAUGUUUGGCAAGACGAAAAGCAAUCUAGCACUAUGCUUGACCGUAUAAAGAGGCCAGUUUUGCUUUUGUAAACCACUCUGCAUCCAGAUCUCAGGGGUGGGUUGUACAAAUUGAAUAUAGCAUUGCAGAAUAUGUGUCCAUUUCCUGACUUGUCAUAGUGCAUUGUAUUUGUACUAACCUUUCCCUUUUUCAGUCAAUUCCUCCUUGUGUAUAGUGUAGAAAUGCUUAAAAAAAAGUGUAUAUUCUGCAUGUAAAAACAGCACUCUGUUCAAGUUCUCCUUGUCAGCUGACAAUGUACUGCACAAUUUGUGAAAGGAAAAAAAAUCAAUUUGAAUGUUUCAGGUUAAAAGAGCCCAUUAAAUUUAGUUUGUUUAAUAUUUAAUUACCAAUGAGGGGAAUACAAGUUUUGAUGUCCUCAUUUUAAAAACUGCCCAACUGUAAAUGGAAACGGGUGGCAAGUGAUCAGAUUUAGAGAAGGAUAUUAACAAACUAGUUUGUGUAUGGUAUUAGUGUGUUAUAUGCUUCAAAUAUUGCUUCUUGAACUAUAAAAAAGGCACUUACUGAACAGUACAAUUUAAAAAAAAAAAAAAAAAAGGAAUAUAUUUUCUAAUUUCUCCUUUUUCCAUAAAGUACUCAGUUUGAUCUUUUACAUCUAAAAAUAUAAUGGCAAUGGAUGAGUUUCGUAAAGCAGAAAAGAUUUAUUGUCAUUAAACUGGUCAAAUAAAAACUGCAACUCCACAUGUGAAAGUAAGAGAAUAAAAGAACAAACUGAAACAAA